AUGUUUAAUAACAAUAAUGCUUAAAGCUAAAGACUUAAAGUUCUAAAUAAUGAGAAUAGGAAUACUUAGGAAAGCUACUUUAAAUAAGAUAAAGAAAAUUAUUAUAAACAAUGGGAAUUGAAUUUGAAUUAGAGGGAAUCUUAGGUAUUUAAAUCAGUCAUAUAUAGUUUAGUUAGAAUAAAAGUAUAAGGAAUUGAAAAAUUACUCAAAAAAAUUAAAGAUUAAAAGUGAUGAAAUUGUAAAAUAAAAGUUAGAAUUAGGAGAAAAAAUAGAGAGAUAUAACAGACUAUUAGAAUAGAUAAUCUAAGUUUAAUUUUCAGAGAGGCAAGGCAACAGAGCUGGUUCAUUAACACCGAAUACUAGUAAGACAAGAAUAAAUAAAAGUGGAAUCAACGAAUGUUAACAAAGAGUGGCAAAUUUAUUGUAAAAAAUUAGACACACAAGCAAGACUAAUUUAAAAACCCAAUAAUUUUCUUAUUUUGGAAAUAAUUCUGAUUAUGAGGAAAUCCUCUUUAGUAAAAGACAAAACCAUUCUACUUCUUUCACAGGAAUUAUGAAUGUAAGUGCACAAGAUUAAACAAAUUAAUAGCACUAAUAAUAAUAAUUAUAAAAUGAAACUUAGCUAUAGGAAGAUAAAAACUAAAAAUAAAGUAUGCUUUCUUGUGAAAAUGAGUUAUUGAAUCAUUAAACAUAAUUAUAGCAAAUGGAAAAGAAUCAGAAGCACUUUUAUUCAAAGGUUUAUGAAGAGAUGAAUAAAUUAAAAUAAUAACUUUGA
Molecule: messenger RNA, 775 nt
Organism: Paramecium octaurelia
Lineage: Eukaryota; Ciliophora; Oligohymenophorea; Peniculida; Parameciidae
Source: the annotation of a GenBank genome assembly